AUUGCGUUCAACAGUUAUAGACGUGUAAACAUGGAGUUCACUAACGCCGAAAUUCGCGCUAUUUUAAAGUUUUCCUUCGUUAAAGGCAAAUCCGCUAGAGAAACGUUCCGUGAGAUUAAUGGUGUUUUGGGGGAUGGUACUCUAUCACUUCGAACCGCGGAGGAAUGGUUUCGACGAUUCAGAGCCGGUGAAAACGACACCAUGGAUAAGCCAGCCGGCGGAAGACCUGUGACGACAAAUACCGAUCAAAUCAUGGAAUACAUCGAGUUAGACCGGCAUGUGGCAUCUCGUGACAUCGCCCAGGAGAUGGGAGUUAGUCACCAAACCAUUUUAAACCAUCUGCAGAAGGCUGGAUACAAAAAAAAGCUUGAUGUUUGGGUGCCGCAUGAUUUGACGCAAAAAAACCUUCUGGACCGAAUCAACGCCUGCGAUAUGCUGCUGAAACGGAACGAACUCGACCCAUUCUUGAAGCGGAUGGUGACUGGCGACGAAAAAUGGAUCACAUACGACAAUAUCAAGCGAAAACGGUCGUGGUCGAAGGCCGGUGAAUCGUCCCAAACAGUGGACAAGCCGGGAUUGACGGCCAGGAAGACGCUUAAUUCUACCAUCUACUGCGAACAACUGGACCGCUUGAAGCAGGCGAUCGACCAGAAGCGUCCAGAAUUGGCCAACAGGAAGGGUGUAGUGUUCCACCAGGACAACGCCAGACCACACACUUCGUUGAUGACUCGUCAGAAGCUACGGGAGCUCGGAUGGGAGGUUUUAUCGCAUCCACCAUAUAGCCCGGACAUAGCGCCAAGUGAUUACCACCUGUUCCUGUCCAUGGCGAAUGCCCUUGGUGGUGUAAAGUUGAACUCAAAAGAGGCUUGUGAAAAGUGGCUGUCCGAGUUCUUCGCAAAUAAGGAGGGGGGCUUCUACGAGGGAGGUAUUAUGAAGUUGCCGUCUAGAUGGAAACAGAUUAUCGAACAAAACGGCGCAUAUUUGAACUAA
Molecule: messenger RNA, 990 nt
Organism: Drosophila teissieri
Lineage: Eukaryota; Metazoa; Arthropoda; Insecta; Diptera; Drosophilidae
Product: histone-lysine N-methyltransferase SETMAR-like
Exons: 2
Coding region: 31-990 (319 amino acids)
Molecular function (GO): nucleic acid binding
Source: RefSeq, a predicted model, not a curated record